Molecule: messenger RNA, 1419 nt
Organism: Dentiscutata heterogama
Lineage: Eukaryota; Fungi; Glomeromycota; Glomeromycetes; Diversisporales; Gigasporaceae
Source: the annotation of a GenBank genome assembly
AUGGAUCAAAUGUUUGCACCAGAAUAUUUUGAAACGAUUUUUAGAUUUCUUCCAACUAAUAAAGAUUUACACUCUUGUCUUUUGGUUAACAAGUAUUGGGCUACCUGUGCAGUUCCAAUUUUAUGGGAGGCUCCCUUUAAAAUCAAUGACAAUUUUACUCCAUCUCCUAAAGUGAUCCAAACCUAUCUUGCAUUCAUACCAGAUGAGACUUUUCUUAAAUUAGGUUAUGAUGAAAGGAUUGGGCUGUCGAUUACUAAACCUCCUUUUUUUGACUAUCCUUCGUUUCUUAAAGAACUCCCAUAUGAUCGAUUUCUUAAUUCGGCUAUAGCAAACGAUUGUUGUAAAAAUGUUAUAAUUGAAUUACUUAAAAUAUUUGCAAUGAAUAUGAUGAGAUUACGCCGAUUUAAUAUCUAUGACUAUCUGUUUAAUCAACAUUUUAAAUCUCAAGAUCAGAUAGCUUCCUCAGUUCUUCCUUAUUUUUCUGAAUGUACUCUUAUAUUUAGUAAUUUGACUUAUCUUGAUUGCAGUUAUCAAUGGCCAAUGAAAAAGGACCAACUUUUUAAUGCAAUAACACAAGACUGUCAUAGUAUUGAAACCCUUAAGGUUAGCGUUUGGCAUGAAGAUGAAGGAAAAGUGUUGGCGGAUCUUAUCCGUUCUCAAAAGCAUUUAAAAAAGUUCUCUCUGAUUAACAGCAAUAACUUUGCUUCGCCUCCUGUUCAAGCCCUUAUGAAACAAAAACAUUCACUUAACAGCGUGACAUUUAAAGAUAUACAUAGCAACCAUGAAUUAAGUGAGGCUGAAUUUUUCAAUUAUACAAUAUGUGAAUUAAAUAGUGAUGCCAUAGAUGUACUUGCUCAGUGCACAAAUAUCAACAAAAUCAAGUUUAAACACUGCGAAGGUCUCAACUCCCCUUUAUUUCUUCCUAUUACUUCGACCUUUUCAAACCUAACAUCCCUAGAAUAUUCUUAUGGUACUUAUAACAUUCAUGAUGUUACAACUCCUAUUAAAUUAUUAUCUGGUCUCAUCAGAAAGAGUUGCAAUACGCUUAAAAGAGUUACACUUGAUUGGCAUUCUCGUAAUUACCUUGAUAUUACACAACUUAUUAAAGCCAUUACACAACCUAUGAUAAGACUCAAAUAUUUGAAGAUUCCACUUUAUACAUUAGAACAACUUGCUUUAAUUCAUCAAACCCAUAAUCAUUUAAAGAAACUUGAAGUUCAUGUGAAUAACAGAAUAAACCCAUUCUGUGCUCUUUCAAUUUUUGCAAAUGUUCCAUUUAAAAGUCCUGAACAGUCGAUUAAGUUAUACUUUGAUUAUAAUCAAAAUUCCAGCCUAAAAGCAAAUAGAUUGAAUCAUGUUUUUGAAUCUAUUUUUUACAAAAGUAAUCGUAUUUCUGAUUUUAUUUUAUACGGAAUCUAA